GUGUUUUCGUGCGUUGAAUAGACUCAAUUUGUGGCAAAUUAGUGCUAUAAUUACCUUAAAAGGUUUACAGAACUGACAGAAUUAGUAAAUGGAAUUUAGCAGUGAUAACAUCGACACAUCAUCUUAAAAUGUCUUACUCUUAAAAGAUUAUUAUUAUUAUUUUACAUUGAAUUUGGAAUUAAAUAUACAACUUUUGGUUGCUGCAAUAUAUCGGUAUAUUUACAUAUAUUUCGAUAUAUUUAUUUAUAAGAAGAAAAACACGGACAUGGAAAAUUCAGAGAAUUUUACUGACAAAAUGCAAACACCGAAACCUUUGGCUUCUUCUGUAAAAUACAGCAUCGACAGCAUCCUCGGACGGACAGAAAGAAAAGUGACCACGGAUUUGCCGGCAAUGGUUACAUGUGAGCAGACGAGGUGUAUCACGAUACCCGGUCCUUCGGCAGAUGGCGCCGAGCGAUCUCCUGGCAUAUCUAGAAAUGGAGAAAAUUAUUUCGACUCAAGCCCCGAGAAGUCAGAAAACAGCGAGCAAUCUCCAAAUUGUUUGGAUAAUAGCCAAAGCGAUUUCAAUUCGUCAAUGUCAGACCAGGAUGACGCUACCGGAAACUCCUCGUCAAAGCCCCGGAAGUUGCGCAGGAGUCGUACAACUUUUACAACAUUCCAGUUACAUCAACUUGAGAGAGCCUUCGAGAAGACCCAAUAUCCAGACGUGUUUACAAGGGAAGAACUUGCAUUGAGACUUGAUCUGAGCGAGGCAAGAGUACAGGUAUGGUUUCAAAAUAGACGUGCAAAAUGGCGUAAAAGAGAAAAGGUUUUAGGCAGAGAAAGUCCUAAUUUUCUCCACGGUGAACCAGGAAUGGGUUUAUCCGACUUACCUCAUGGAUCUCAGCACAUGCCAGCCUUUCCUUCUUCUCCUAUGGAAGCAUUUUGGUCAAACCGAGGACAACAUCUUGCAGGUUUGAAUCCCAUGAUGUUGCUUCCACAUGGUCCGUCAGCACUUUCCAAUAUAGCAGCACAAUAUAUGCAGGGGAAAAUAAACUUUGGCGGUUUAUUUCCUAAUUAUAUGAUGAGUGGUGGAGCUCCAGUUCCGGCUGGGUUUCCAGGAGUUUUCAUGCGUCCAGGUAUCCACGACGUAGCCUCAGCACAUGCGGCUGCAGCCGCUAGCCUCAGCCAACACAUCAAUGGAAGAUUUCACUCCCCUGAGCCCGAACAAGGUUUAGAUUUUAGGCGAUCGAGCAUAGACAAGCUGCGUCUAAAGGCACAGGAACACUCCACAGGAAUUGACAGAGCAAGUCCAGGUUCUCCCGACAUCAAAAUUGAAAACAUGCCAUCAAAUCGCCCAAGAUCAUAAAGUUGUUACACUUGGUUUUCAUAAAACGAACGAACUUUUUACAACUUGGUGGCUCGAUUUUAUAGUGUUUCUUCUUUUACUUCAGAAUUUUUAGUAUUCGUUUUAAGAGUUAAUUUUAAACAAGUUAAGUCUCAUUUAGAAAGUGUUUGAUUAAGAUAGUUCACUGCGUUAAUGACAAUGAGCCCUGGAACACAAAAUUGUGUAAAAUGGUACGUAUACAAGUGUACAUUGCUAUUGUUUUAUUUCAUAUUGUGAAAAAAAGAAAGUUGUACAUUGGUUUUCUUGUGGAGGCUUUUUGAAGAAACUAAAUCAAAAUGUUCAAAGUGACAGUUAUUCGCAUUUAUUAAUUAUUGCAGCAUGAAUUUUGUAGUGCAUUUGUUAUUUGUUUAUUUUGUUAUAUAUUGUUUUGUUGAAAAUUGGUGCUAUAGUUUCGUGAAAUAAAUUAUUGAAAAUCAAUUCAACAGUUGUGUCAUGGUAACAAUUUGUUAUAGGCUAUACAGUUACGUUUAUGUAAUCUUGCGAUAGUUGAGUAUCUAAAGCUGUCCUCACGUUAUCUAUAUGUAUUAAACAACACAAAUUGUUUACC
Molecule: messenger RNA, 1934 nt
Organism: Ruditapes philippinarum (Manila clam)
Lineage: Eukaryota; Metazoa; Mollusca; Bivalvia; Venerida; Veneridae
Product: retinal homeobox protein Rx1-like
Exons: 3
Coding region: 266-1348 (360 amino acids)
Biological process (GO): regulation of transcription by RNA polymerase II
Molecular function (GO): RNA polymerase II transcription regulatory region sequence-specific DNA binding; DNA-binding transcription factor activity, RNA polymerase II-specific
Source: RefSeq, a predicted model, not a curated record